AAAAAUCCAACCCCUUCACCUACCUCUCGCCCUCAAUUUACUGUUCCUCUUCACUUUUACUUUUCUCUCUCUAUAUCUAUCGAUUAUAUGCACACUCCAUAUAUGCAUCUAUACUUCUCUAUAUCUUUAUAUGACAUACAGUGUCGUGGAAAUAGAUUCUGUGCUUUUUUCUCCAGCGAGCGAUCUGAUUAGUAAAAGUCGUCGGAGUGUCAACGGUUAAUUUUCCGGCACCAAUUUUUUUGGAUUCCGAUUACUGUUUCACUGGAGAAAUGUUAUUAGUUAUUUCGACUGAUUUCUAUUUGUUUUUGAAGGUUUGUCGUGGAACCGUCCUAAUUAGGGUAUUGAAAUUUUGAAAUGUUAGGGCUUUUUUGCGUGUCUUGGCAAAUUAUCUUGCAUUGAUAAUUUUGAAUUUUUUUGUUGGACGGCAUUAUUUGGAGAGUUAGGAUUUGGGCUUGUGUAAAGUUAAGAGAAGUGAAACUACAGGUAUGCCGCAGAGUUCGAGGCACAAAUCACAUAAACAUAGCAAACACAGUUCGAAGGAGGCUAAGGAUAAGGAUAGUUCGGAUUCUGAAGAAGAUGUGAAGAUGAAGGAAAAAAGUAGCAAAGGUGAUUCGAUGAGGGCUUAUCGGGAUUCUGCCAGUGGUGAGAAGCAUAAAAUUUCAUCGCAGGUCCGAAAAGGCAAGGAUUGUAAAGAUCUGAGUGGUGAUGGGAACGGUGAGGCUUCAGAGGAGUACGUGUCUUCAAAGAGGAGAAAAGAGAAAGCUCACCUCAAAAAGGAGAGGGCUGAUGUAAGUGGAAGAGUUAGUGGUGAUAGGUGGGAUGGGGCUGGAGAGGAGAGAGGGCGCAGUGAUAGGAAUGUGGAGAAGGAAAUAAAUAAAGGGGGAAGUUCAAAAAUUGACAUGAAGUUGAAGGAAAGUAAUAAUAAAGGGGAAAGUUUGAGAGUUGAUUCUAAGAGUAAGAGUAAGAGGCAUGAGAGUGGAACUGGGGGUGAGAACAAGGAGGAGAAUGUGAAAUCCUUGGUGGUGGAGAAAGAUGAAAGUAAAAGGCAAUCAAAGAGGAAAUCUGAGAGGAUUUCUUUGGAAUUGAGGGAAGGGAAGGAACUGAAGGUUAAGGAAAGCGGGUUGGACAAAGACAAAAAAGAUGGUCAGGAGAGUAAGCACGGUGAUGCUGAGGUGAAGGCUCUGGAUGGGAAUCUUGAGAACAAUCAUAACUCACAGUUGGUUGAUUUAAGUGGAGAUAGACAACGUAAACGUGGUAGAGAAAAUACUGCAUGGCAUGUGCAAGAUGGUUUACGAAAUCCCAAAUUAGAGAAGGAACUUGAGAAAGGGGUACGAAGGACGAGAGAAGGUUUUACCGAUAGAGAAAAUGAUGACAAGCGAUUGUCCACAAGGAAUGACUGUAGUAAGGAUGUAAAAAACAGAGAAGAAAGGCAUCAUAUGGGUGGAAGUAAUGGAGACAGGCAUGCGGAUGAUGGUGACAGAGAUGAUAGACACGGAAGUAACAAGCAGUGGGAAGAUGCUGACAAAGACAUGAAACAUCGGGAUACUAAGCAUCAAGAAAAUAGUGAUAAAGAAGCCAGACAUAUUGAUGGUUCACAUCGAGAAAAUAGUAAUAGAGACAGUAGAUGCAGGGGUGAAAAGUAUCGUGAAGAUGGUGAACGAGAAAAGAGACGCAGGGAUGACAAAUAUUGGGAAGCUCCUGAAAGGGAUGGGCGACGCAGGAAUGAUAAGUACAGCGAAGAUGCUGAGAGAGAGAGUAGUUAUAGAGAAGGCAGUGACAGAGAUAAUAGGUGUAAGGAAGAGCCACAUUUGGAUGAUACUGAAAAAUACAGUCGGCAUAAGGAUAGAAAUCUAGUGGAUGAUUUUGAUAGAGAAAAGAAACCUACAGAGAGUAAGUACAGGGAUGAGCAUGUUUCAAGAGAUCUGGUUGGUAACAAGUCUAACACUGAGCACUCAAGGGAUGAUGGUUAUGCUGGUGAUCGCCAUUCUGGAAAAUCAAUCAUGUAUGAUGAUGGUGUAAGCCUGGAUGAUCGAAUCAUCAGGAAUAGAGAUGAUCAAGGUACGAGAAGAAGUGAUGCCGUAGAGGAUUUUGGUAAUAUUGGACCCCGUUGUACCCAGGAUCAAAGAUCUGAUGCAGAAAAGAAAUCUGCAAGCAGCGCGAGAAUGGACGGACUUACUAGAGGGAGGUCUACCUCUAGAAAUGCUGAUGUAGAGAUUUCUUCUAGCCACAGUAGACGACGCAGUUCUCCCCGCUCUAGUUCUCAUGCUUCAAGGGAGCACCACAGACUUUCUAAUGAAAUCAAGUAUAGCGAUUAUGCUUAUGAAGAGAAAAUUCAGUACAAGACAACUUCUACUAGAGAUUAUACUAGUUCUCCUGGAGGGGCUGAGAAGAUUUCUUCGUCUCGAUCCCUGGAGAAACUUGGUCAAAAAGGCAGCCAUCUCGGAGAUUUGUCAGCUGAAAGGCAUCUGAAAUCAGAUAUUCUCACCUCACCCCUGCAACUGAUAUCUAAGUCCCCAUCAUCUAGCACUGAUCGGAGACACUCGAGUAAAUCUAAUGUAAGGAAGAGUCUUGACAUUGAAGACUCAGCACAGGAUAAUAGUGGUUCUAAGGAUGUAAAGGAUUACUUUGGUAAGGAGGGCAGGGGAAACCGUGAACUGGCCAUGGGCGCCUUUCCUGGAGAUGAAAUUUCACAGCCUGAUGGAGAUACCUUAUCUGUUUCUUCACCUUUUAGUAGAAAUAGCCGUUUAUCUCACGGUUCCAAGCCCUUGCUACCCCCUCCCUUUAGGACAGGGAUGGAUAGCCAUUGUAGGAGGAUUGGUGAUCCCGACUUUGGAAGGGUUCAAGGAAAUGCAUGGGGAGGUGUUCCAAACUGGCCUUCACCUGUGGCAAAUGGUUUCAUUCCUUUUCCACAUGGCCCACCUCCUGUUGGUUUUCAUUCCAUGAUGCAGCAGUUUCCAGUUCCAUCGAUAUUUGGUGUUAGACCUUCAGUGGAUUUAAACCAUUCUCAGGGUCCUUACCGUAUGCCUGAUGCUGACAGCUUUUCUGGCAAUGUGCCCUCCAUGGGAUGGCACAACCCAGUGGAUGAUUCACGUCCUCUGCCAUUACAUGGUUGGAAUUCAAGUAAUGCUGUGUUCAGUAAUGAAUCUCAAACAUAUGAGAGGCCAGAAUGGAACCCUUCUAGGACCUUUCCAGGUGGUCAGGGCUGGGAGACAAGUGGAGAUUUGUGGAAGGGCCCAAACAGAACUGCAAGCAUGGAUAGGCCAUCUUCUUCUGAGAAACAGAAUAAUUUCGUUCAGGGCGAUGAAAUUUCAGCUGGCCAGAAUGAACAGACGCAACGUGAUCAGCAGGCUGAUAGUGCUGACAUUAGUCAAUUGAGUGAUAGCUUGGAGAAGAAUUCCGGUGCUGAAGCUCCCCAUAUUAGUCAAGAAGAUACUAGUGACUAUGCUAAAAUGUCAAGAAAGGAUGAUGGACAGUUUUGCCAUGUGUACCUUUCCAAGCUUGAUAUUUCUGCAGAUCUUACUGAACCUGAGUCAUUUAAGCAGUGGGCAAGCAUAAUUAAUACAGAUCAAAACAUGAUUUCUGACUCAGAAGAUUCUAAAAUUCUAUACACUGAGCAAGCGGAAACUCAAGUGGCAUCUUCUGGAAAAACCUUGAGUAUUUCACUUUUUGCUGUAAAAAAUGAUUCUGUCUUCCAGAAAGCAAUGUCCCAUUAUAAGAGGCAGACAGAAGUCUCUAGAGUUAUAAAUGAAGAGAAGCUCUCACUUUUGAGCAUGAAGGUUGAGUCCAUUCCUAAAUCGAAUCAGGAAGAAUUGAAUGAAGAGAAUGAUAAAGUUGAGGAGCUGUCUUCAGCUGGUGAUAUGCAAGACACUGAAGAUGAUCCUCCAAACUCUAACGAGGUGGUUGAGCAUCCAAAUUGCUCUCCGAUGAUGGAAGGGAGUUCUAGGAACCUGCAUCAGGAGCUCAGUGUACCUGUUAUUAUGAACAUAAUGGAGGAAUCAGAAGAGUUGAUUCCUGCCUCGGACCAGGUCAACAGGGAUGUGGAUAUGGAUUCAAAUCUGGAGAUGCAGGAGCAUAUUGCCGAGAACCAUUUAUCCAUGGAUGAUGAAGGAUCCGGUACUCAUUUGCUUGCUGGGAUUGAAGAGGUGCCUAUGGAAUCUGCAGGUAAUGUUCAGGAACUGGAGUCAUUUUCUACUAAAUGUGGUACCUUACUUAACUCUGACAUGCCGUCUGAGGCAUGCGAGGGAAUAAUGCCAGAGUCUGAGUACGGGAUAGUAAAUUUAAGCCGGAUACAUAAUUCUCCUGAAAGUACACAUUAAAACAAUUUAUUUUUCUCAAAGUUCUUGGAAUGCCAUUUCGUAUUUCCAAUCUCCAUCAUCCAUGUUUGCUGUUCGGUGCUCUUCAUUGAUAAGAUUAGUGUUUUUUUCA
Olea europaea var. sylvestris is the source of this 4425-nucleotide messenger RNA. Its product is annotated as ankyrin repeat domain-containing protein 11-like. The transcript is spliced from 5 exons. Lineage: Eukaryota; Viridiplantae; Streptophyta; Magnoliopsida; Lamiales; Oleaceae. Bases 486 to 4316 code for a protein of 1276 amino acids. The record is from RefSeq and is a predicted model, not a curated record.